Bolinopsis microptera is the source of this 3264-nucleotide messenger RNA. RefSeq names its product endoribonuclease LACTB2-like. Bases 1991 to 2998 code for a protein of 335 amino acids. The transcript is spliced from 4 exons. Gene Ontology annotation, biological process: secondary metabolite biosynthetic process. Lineage: Eukaryota; Metazoa; Ctenophora; Tentaculata; Lobata; Bolinopsidae. The record is from RefSeq and is a predicted model, not a curated record.
AGGUAGGAUGUUUGGAAGCAUUCUAAGGCAGGUGACGAGGGUGAACCCCUCUAAUCUGUUGAUGAAACGAAGUAUCAUCACUCAGACUGGAGCUAUAGAGAAGAUGCCCAGUGGUGUUGGCAAGAUAUCCCCUCUCAUGGUACCUGUUGUUGUUGCUGUUGGCUGCUACUGUGGUGCUAAAGCUAGCGAGUACGGUGCUUGGCUCCUCAAAGAGUUCUCCCUCUUCGAGUAUGACGAUGACGAUGAUGAUGAUGACUAAGUUAAGAAGUGCACUUGUUUGGGAGGAGGGUGACAAGAACUAGUGGAAGAGGCGUGAUAUUGUGCAUUGUGGUGUGUACUUGGUACUGUGUAAGUGUUGUCGUGUGUACUAUACAUGCGAUGAUACUGUACAAUAUGUAGUACUAAGUUACAUAAUAUCAUUGUGCACGUGAUACACAUAUAAUCUCGGCGGUUUUGUCGAUCUAAGUUCAGUAAGGCUGGUCUGAACGACACCUGAUAAUUUUAGAUACUGUUUACUGAACGUAUCGUGUUUAAGACGUUUAGCUGUAGCUGUAUUAUACGGGAAUACGGAUAUUGUAUAAGGUAGUUCAGGACAUGUAUAGUUGUACAUUGUACACUGCACUGUACAGGAAUAUUGUAUUGUACACUGUACAGGGAUAUUGUAUAGUACAUUGUACACUGUACAGGGAUAUUGUAUAGUACAUUGUACACUGUACAGGGAUAUUGUAUAGUACAUUGUACACUGUACAGGGAUAUUGUAUAGUACAUUGUACACUGUACAGGGAUAUUGUAUUGUACAUACACCUUGAACAUUUCAAGUGAAUUACGCUUAAAAACUUAGUGUGUAUUUAACGCAUGGAACAUUAACUACUUUAUGGGCGCUUCUUUUGCUUUAUAUUUACCCAUUAUCAUAUUAUUUAAUGUUUUCAUUUAAGAACGAUACUUUACUUUAGGAACGCAGUUUGAAAAGAAUAUCGGUUAUUGUGAGAAGACAUUGCAGGAUUACAAAUAUGAUUACUCGGCAUGGAAUGCGCUAGAAAGUAUUUAUAUAAUGAUUAUGUUUAUGACAGGUCAAGUAUUUCUGAAUCUACUCAGCUCUGACUAGUAAUGUGGUGAUUAUUAUAACGUUAACAGUACAGGAAGCAAGGCUGUGUGCGAAUAGUUAUGUCUGGUGUUAAAAUGUACAAAUUUCUAAUGUUGAAAUGUACAUUUUCCAAACCAUUCAGCUGAAUUGAAAAACAAGUAUUGUAUUGCGCAUUGCACAACACUCCACUAUUUGAAGUGUAGAAUGUGGUAAUUUCUGAACCUGAUUUAAGGUUAAUGUAUAUUGGAGUAUCCUCCAUGGUUAAAUAUAUACUGACUCUGAUUAAAUUAUCAAUGACUGGAAUUACACAUCUUGCAGAGUUGCAGCUGAAGACGAAAUUUGUAUCACUCUUAAGCUUCUUGAAAUUAUUUUAAUCAUUUCAUGCCUCAAGACCAUCAUAACAUAACAUGACGUUUCGAUAUUAUAGUUAUUUGUAAGAUAUCCUAUAGAAAUGUUUGUGAUAAAGCACGUUAUAUGUCAUCUGUUUCUGUAAUCUGUAUAUAAUAUCAUAAUUAGAUAUCGUAAUUUGUGGAAAGUUUACGAGUUUCAUUCUUAACUUCAGUGAGAAUUUAAAAUUUGUAAAUUAGGUGGAAUAAAGUAUAAACUAAGCGAAAUUUAUUACAUUAGAUCCACCAGUUAUAUUGGCGAUAAGAACAGGAAGUCGGUAUCCUGGUUUUCGGAAUUCGUUCAUCCAUUUAUAGUCAACUUCCAAUCGUACUGUCAUUUGCCGCACAGAACCAUAUUGAAACGUUAAUAUUUGGUUCAAGGUAACAUGUAACAUGUUUUCAGCUGAGGCUGACCAGUCACUGUUUAAACCAGUGACCACUGGUUGCGAAAAUAUCUAAAGGAUCUAAAAUACUAAGAUAAGACCUCUAACUAUUACCUAAAAUUCUAGUUUUAGAACUGAUGUCAAUCCUAAUCUGGAUAACACUCUCAAAGUACUCUCUUCUCCACCUCACCACAAAGUACACAAUGUACAGGAAAGGGCUUGCAGCGCUGCCCAAUGUAGAGGUUCUAUCACCGCUUGUCACCAGGGUACUGGGUCAGAAUCCUGGUCCUAAAACCCUGCAAGGGACUAAUACGUACCUGGUGGGGAAGUACCCUAAUGUUGUGCUUAUUGAUACUGGGGAGCCGGACAAGAAGAGCUACACUGAUCUACUCCGGGACACAGUGAGAUCCUCCAACCUCACUGUCAAAGGAAUCAUCAUCACACACUGGCAUCCCGACCAUUUAGGAGGGUGUGGUACUGUGAGGACACUUCUAGAUGAGAUGUGGACUUCAGGAAAUAAAACCAUGUGUUCUAACCAUGGAGGAGAUUGCGCGAUACUUGGAGAUAGCAAGGUACCUGAACAGUGUAAUGUUCCUGUGUUUAAGAUGCCUCAUGCGUUUGAUUCAGAGAUUGCACCUGGUCAGAACAUGCACCAUCUUCAUGAUAAACAGCUAGUAGAAGUAUCGGAAGGCUGCACACUACGUGUCCUCCACACCCCUGGACACACAGAUGACAGUAUCUGUCUCCACCUCCUCCAGGAGAACUCCCUCUUCUCCGCUGACACCGUCCUAGGAGGUUCCAGCGGAGAGUUCUCCAACUACACACACUACAUCAAGUCUCUGAACAGACUGAGAGAGCUAGCUCCGGUCAGGGUGUAUCCUGGACAUGGGCAGGUGGAGGAUGGUGGGGUAGUUGACCGGUAUCUCUCUCAUAGACAGGACAGAGAGGGACAGGUGCUAGCAGCCCUCAGGGGUGAGGAGAGUCACGUGGGAGUGGGCAAGUUAACGGAGAUUGUGUAUCAGAAUGAGAACUUACACCCAGGGUUAGUUGUUGCAGCACAAGGGAUCGUGGGGCUGAUGUUGGAGAAGUUGAGGGCUGAUGGGACAGCUAGGGAGGUGGAGGAUGGUUUUUGGGUUGCCACUUGAAGUGGUUAAAUCUUUAAACAAAAUAAACAUCGACUUUAAGUUUAUUGAUUUUGAUAACUUUUCUGAUCUGUUGCUGUUCUGAUUUUCGUAUAUUUUAAUACAGUGGCUAAAAAUUUUAGAUAAUUUAUUCAAACAUUUUUAUGUUCAGAGAGGGUUUUUCGAUAUUUUUAAAACUAAAUAGUUUUCAAAUUUUACAGAGUACAUCAAUAAAGGAUCAUAUUGUUAAUGUAAUGUUAAUUGCUAUGAAUUAUGAAAGUUAAGUUUCU